Molecule: messenger RNA, 153 nt
Organism: Dentiscutata erythropus
Lineage: Eukaryota; Fungi; Glomeromycota; Glomeromycetes; Diversisporales; Gigasporaceae
Source: the annotation of a GenBank genome assembly
AUGACUCCAAAGAUUGAAAUUAUGCCGACUCAAAAGAGCUACAAAAAACAAAACGAAAAUGCCAAAAACAAUAAUUCCAAAAGCAGCAACUCCAACGAUGAUUUCAACAAUAGCAGUUCUAAAGAGACUUCAAGAACAAUAACUCCAAAGUGA